CUGGCGUUCUGCGCCGCGGUGUUCGUGUUUCUGAUUGCGCCGAUCGUGGUGAUCGUGCCGCUCAGCUUCAACGUCCAGCCCUACUUCACCUUUACCGAGGGGAUGCUGCGCCUGGACCCUUCCGCCUACUCGCUGCGCUGGUACCGGACCGUCGUGGGCGACCCGGAGUGGGUCCGAGCCCUGUUCAACAGCCUGUUCAUCGGCCUGUCCGCCACCGCCUUGGCAACCGCGCUUGGCACGCUGGCGGCCCUGGGCCUGACGCAUCCCGCGCUGCCGGGCCGCUCGGCGAUCAUGGGUCUGCUGAUCUCGCCGAUGAUCACCCCGGUGAUCAUCUCGGCGGCAGGCAUGUUCUUCUUCUACUCGAACCUGGGCCUGACCCAGACCCACCUGGGGCUCAUCCUGGCGCACGCCACGCUGGGCACGCCGUUCGUCGUCAUCACGGUGACGGCCACCCUGUCCGGCUUUGACACCAAUCUGUAUCGCGCGGCGGCCAGCCUCGGGGCCGGGCCGCUGCGGACGUUCCGGCGCGUCGUGCUGCCGCUGAUCGCCCCGGGGGUGAUUUCCGGCGCCCUCUUCGCCUUCGCCACCUCGUUCGACGAAGUGGUGACGGUGCUGUUCAUGGGCGGCCUGGAACAACGCACCGUGCCGCGCCAGAUGUGGACCGGCAUCCGCGAGCAGAUCAGCCCGGCGAUUCUGGCCGUGGCGACCCUGCUGAUCGUUUUCUCCCUAUUGUUCAUGCUGAGUGUGGAAUGGCUGCGUCGGCGGGCGAGGGCUGAUUAG
Molecule: messenger RNA, 780 nt
Organism: Geodia barretti
Lineage: Eukaryota; Metazoa; Porifera; Demospongiae; Tetractinellida; Geodiidae
Source: the annotation of a GenBank genome assembly